GGAAAUGGGACAACAGGGCUGUGCAGGUAGCAGGAAACAAAGAGUUAAGGUGCUGUAGGGAGUUUCAGUGUCACGUAGCAACCCUUCAUGCUCCAGGAGCUCAACAAGCCGCAACCCAGGGAACAGACUGUUCAUAUGGCCGAGCAGCCAUCCCUGGAACUGGCCGCAUCCACCCAGGUGACAGCUACAGAUGGGACUGAAGCCCCUCAUCCCCGAGCCACCCGCCGUGGAUCCCACCCUACAGCCCCAACCCGGGGCCUGGAGGAAGGCAAAGUGCCACAGCUGCUCUCUCGCCGCAGCUCCAUGCUCAGCACCCUGCCAGCCCCCCCAGCCAGCCGCCGCAGCUCUCUGGGGGCAGCCCCCGGGGGCAAGCGGCCCUCUGUGGGGCCCUGGCUCCUCCACAGCCGUGUGAGUUUUUCAGGGCUCCCACUUUUCCAGCCCAUUCCAGAGACCCACCUGGAAAACACCUACAGGAUGUGGCCAGAGGAAGGCUGCAGGUUUAAUGCAGGGCGGGUGCAGCGGGUGCUGGAGGGGGCCCUGGCCGGGGUGCUGGGGGACACAGCCUACAGCCCCCAGGGCAGUGCGGUGCUGGUGCAGGGCCUGGCUGAGCUGCUGCGGGGCCGGGUGAAGGAAGUGGUGCCACCCCGCUUCAAGCUGGUGUGCCACGUGCUGCUGACUCAGCGUGGCCAGCAGAGCAUGCUGGUGGCCAGCCGGGCACUCUGGGACCCUGAAAGUGAUAGCUUUGCCUCUGCUACUUUCCACAAUGCCUCACUCUUCGCUGUGGCCACAGUGCAUGGGGUUUACUUUGAGUAGAGGUCACCUCCCCAGACCUGUGCCCCCGCUGCAGCCCUUCAAGAAAUAAAUAACUUUGCACCA
This is a messenger RNA of Numida meleagris (helmeted guineafowl), 876 nucleotides long. RefSeq names its product Tctex1 domain containing 4 (gene DYNLT4). Gene Ontology annotation, cellular component: cytoplasmic dynein complex; cytoplasm. The record is from RefSeq and is a predicted model, not a curated record. Gene Ontology annotation, biological process: microtubule-based movement. The transcript is spliced from 2 exons. Bases 88 to 813 code for a protein of 241 amino acids. Lineage: Eukaryota; Metazoa; Chordata; Aves; Galliformes; Numididae. Gene Ontology annotation, molecular function: dynein intermediate chain binding.